This is a messenger RNA of Orussus abietinus, 1791 nucleotides long. Its product is annotated as cytosolic carboxypeptidase 6. Bases 1 to 1791 code for a protein of 596 amino acids. NCBI's taxonomy places the organism in Eukaryota, Metazoa, Arthropoda, Insecta, Hymenoptera, Orussidae. The record is from RefSeq and is a predicted model, not a curated record. Gene Ontology annotation, biological process: proteolysis. Gene Ontology annotation, molecular function: metallocarboxypeptidase activity; zinc ion binding. The transcript is spliced from 7 exons.
AUGGCGGAGGGGCGCGAUCCUCUGGAGCACACGAGCCUGUAUCGCAAAGCCGACAGCGAGGAAAGCGACGCGGAGAGCGGCCUGGGGAACGUCAACCGGCUGGUGAUCCGCCCUCCCGGGAGCAGCGGGAAGGCGAAGAAGGGUCACCUGUGCUUCGACGCCUCCUUCGAGACCGGAAACCUCGGCAGGGUCGACCUCGUCUCCGAGUUCGAGUACGACCUCUUCCUGCGGCCGGACACCUGUAGUCCGAGAUUCAGGUUCUGGUUCAACUUCACCGUGGACAACGUUCGGGCCGAACAGAGGGUCGUCUUCAACGUCGUCAACGUGUCCAAGAGCAGGAACCUCUUCCGAGACGGCAUGACUCCGCUCGUCAAGAGCGGGAGCCGCCCGAGGUGGCAGCGGAUUCCCCGUCGACAGGUCUUCUACUACGAGUCGGCCCAACACCGGGACCACUACGUCCUGAGCUUCGCGUUCGCCUUCGACCGCGAGGACGAGGUCUACCAGUUCGCCCUGGCGUACCCCUACUCGUACUCGCGGCACGUCGGCCACCUGGACAACCUCUGCUCCCGCUGGAGCUUCGUCAGGCGCGACACCUUGGCCCUGUCCAUCCAGAAGCGGAAGGUGGACCUUCUGACGGUGACCGGGGUCCCGGGGUCGGGGGCCGAGGACCGCCCGAAGCGGGUCGUCGUCGUCUUGGCGAGGGUGCACCCCGGGGAGUCGCCCUCCUCCUUCGUCUGCCAGGGCCUCGUCGACUUCCUCGUGAGCGCGCAUCCAAUCGCGAGGGUUCUUCGCGACUACGUCGUCUUCAAGAUCGUGCCCAUGCUCAACCCCGACGGCGUGUUCCUUGGGAACUCGAGGUCCACGCUGACGGGGACGGACCUCAACCGCUCCUGGAACCGAAUCUCCGAAUGGGCCCACCCGACCCUCGCGGCCACCAGAACGCUGCUCGAGGCCCUCGACAGGGACUCCGCCUCGCCGCUGGACUGCGUCCUGGAUAUCCACGCCCACGCCAACGCAACCGGCGCCUUCGUCUAUGGCAACGCCUACGACGACGUCUACCGGUACGAGAGGCACGUCGUCCUGCCCAAGAUACUGGCCCAGCUCGCCGAGGACUACGAGGCCGGGUACACGAUGUACAACCAGGACCCGCGGAAGGCCGGCACCGCCCGGCGGUUCCUCUGCCAGCUGCUGAGCGAGCGGGUCAACUGCUACACCGUCCACGUGUCCAUGUACGGCUACGCGCGGAAGGGCGCGCCCGGAAUACUCCCCUACACCGAGGAGGGCUACUUCCGCCUGGGCCGCAACCUCGGUCGGGUCUUUCUGGACUACUACAAGCUGCUGGGCCUGAUCCCGAGCGGACUGCCGGAUCAGCCGACCGGCAGGCGCGGCCGGCAGGCCGGACAGCGGAAGCGGCUGCCUCGGCGACGGCCUCGUCCUCGAACCGCCAGGACGCCCGCCCCGCUGCACUUCGCCAGGAUUCACGAGUACUUCCGAGAGGACGCGGCCGGCGCCGAGAGGGGACCGGCCGUUUCGGGAAGAAUCGGCGGCGCGAGGACCAGGGUCGGCGGACCUCGGCUCGACGGGGCCUCGCGCGAGUCCUUCCACCCGGCGGCGCCUCCGGAACCGAGGCUCACCGUGAUCGACUUCAACCAGCUGACGAGGGGCGGCCUGGACCUCGCCACGGCAAUUUACAGGUGUACCGUAGCUCAUUUGACCGAUGAAGAAUGUAACAUCCGAUUUGUAGCCACGAUAUUCGUCCAAAGGACGGAUCUUAGAAAUUGGCAGGUAUAA